Molecule: messenger RNA, 2742 nt
Organism: Nannospalax galili (Upper Galilee mountains blind mole rat)
Lineage: Eukaryota; Metazoa; Chordata; Mammalia; Rodentia; Spalacidae
Product: endoplasmic reticulum mannosyl-oligosaccharide 1,2-alpha-mannosidase
Exons: 5
Biological process (GO): carbohydrate metabolic process; N-glycan processing
Cellular component (GO): endoplasmic reticulum; membrane
Molecular function (GO): mannosyl-oligosaccharide 1,2-alpha-mannosidase activity; calcium ion binding
Source: RefSeq, a predicted model, not a curated record
UUUAGAAUUGUCUUCAGUAAGCCUACUCUCCCCUUGUCUGCCACAGGAGGCCGUGGAGGAGGUGACAAGGCACAUCCACUCCCUGUCUGGGAAGAAGGAUGGGCUAGUGCCCAUGUUCAUCAAUACACACAGUGGCCUCUUCACCCACCCAGGAGUGUUCACCUUGGGCGCCAGGGCUGACAGCUACUACGAGUACCUGCUGAAGCAGUGGAUCCAGGGCGGGAAGAAGGAGACACAGUUGUUGGAGGACUACAUUAAAGCUGUUGAGGGGAUACAGGCACACUUGGUACGGCGUUCCCAGCCUGGACAGCUCACAUUUGUGGGAGAACUUGCCCAUGGCCGCUUCAACGCCAAGAUGGACCACCUGGUGUGCUUCCUGCCAGGGACACUGGCUCUGGGCGUCCACCAUGGCCUGCCUGCUGACCACAUGGAGCUAGCCCAGGAACUCAUGGAGACCUGCUACCAGAUGAACCAUCAGAUGGAGACAGGUCUGAGCCCUGAGAUUGCACACUUCAACCUGUACCCUCGGGCACAUAAUCAGGAUGUGGAGGUCAAGCCAGCUGACAGGCACAACCUGCUGCGGCCUGAGACUGUGGAAAGCCUGUUCUAUCUGUACCGCGUCACAGGGGACCACAAGUACCAGGACUGGGGCUGGGAAAUCCUGCAGAACUUCAAUAAGUACACACGGGUCCCCUCAGGUGGCUAUUCUUCUAUCAACAACGUCCAGAAUUCCAAGAAGCCUGAGCCCAGGGACAAGAUGGAGAGUUUCUUUGUGGGGGAGACGCUCAAGUACCUCUACCUGCUGUUUUCUGAUGACCUGAAUCUGAUGAGCCUGGAUACCUGUGUGUUCAACACCGAAGCUCAUCCUUUGCCCAUCUGGACCCCCGCCUAGGGGAUGGCACCUGGCCUGGGGACUGCUUGAGGAUAGAGGUGGCCCUUUUGGGUCUGGGACUUUCGCAGAGCCCAGUAGUCUUGGACAGCCACCAAAUGUGGUGCUCCUGCCCAGCUCUGGGUACCUCCUGUCCCUGCUUUUCAUCAGGGUGGUAGGUGGAACAAGAAUCAAAUCAGUAGGUAUGGGAUUCAGGCUGAACUAGUCUACCAGAUGCCUUCGAUCAUGAAAAUUCAGAUCAUGACUCUGAUUCCUAAGCCUGAUGGACUCUGCUGGCUGACUGCAGGGAGCCUCUCUGGUAGUCCUAAGACCUCUGGUCACCUCCUGGGGCUACUUAGGACCCCAGUGCCUGUGUUGAGUUCAGAGAGAUAGCCCAAGGGGACAGUCUAGAAGGCAGCUGUGCUUGCUAACAACCUGUGAAUGUUCUGACCCACAGGCCUGGUAUGCCACUGUGACCUUGAGGGGCCUUGUGGCUCGAGUGUUUACGGGUUGGACUCAGGGAUCCUCCUGGCUUCCCUACAGGGCUAGCAGGGCCUGGGCCCGUCUUGCUCCCAGGCUACCCUGAUACAAUGUGACUUCUCAGCUGAGAGAAAAAUGGACUUGGUCCCACUAUGACAGGUCCUGUUGUAUAAGGGUAGCAGGGGAGUUUCUCUGGACUGGAAACUCCGGACUGACCUUAGAAGACAGCAAGUUCUCUGGAUCAGACCUCAGUAAUUGUCCCCUAAAGUCAGAACUGCUGUCCGCUGCAGACAGGAAGGGUAGACUUUGGGGAAGGUCUGUAGACAGUCCAAAAAUGCCUAGUUUUUGCUGUCUCAGGAUGGCCUGAUGACAGUCUCCUGCCCCUGCCCCUCAUCCAAAGGGACCCCUUGCUGUCUGAUGGGAGCAAAUGUGUACGUGAGGGAACUACAUGCUCAGCAGCACCAUGUGGCUGGGGAUUCCGUACCUACGCCACACCUUUCUUGGAAUGGGAUGUUUGUACCUUGGGGUCUGAGCCUGUGGAUACAAAGGCAGAGUAGGCCUCAUCCUUGCUCAGUUGUCAGUGGGCUUACCCUGGGCCUUGGCUAAGAUUCCCCGCUCCCAGACCAGGGCAACCCCUUCAGAAAGCCUGGCUCUGUCCUUCUAUCUUAAGCCCAAGAAUUCCUUUGCUUUUGUCUUUUCUGGAAGGUAUCUCUGCAAAGCCAGUCCCCAGGCAGCAGAGGGUAGGGCCAACUGGGUAGAACUUAAGGCACCUCAAGGACAUGCCCACUCCCCGUUUUCAGCUCAGAACAUCUCAGUGGCAACCCCCGCCCUCCUCCCAGGCACAGUAGGUGCCCCAGGGGCUUCCUAUCAAACUCUGGCACACCAAGCCAGCUCUGACCCCAAAGGUGUCUACAAAUGACAUGGCUGGUCAAAUGACAUCAGCCUCAGCCUCAUGUCUAGAGGCUGCCUCCCCAUAUCAAGCUGUAUCUGCUUCCUGGGGCCAGGAGCCCCAUAGACUGGUGAAUGGGCAGGUCUAGGCAACAGUUGAGUCUAUCCCAGAAAUCAGGCUGUGGGUAGGGCCUGAGCAGUUGAAGAAAAUGUAUAUUCUCCAUACCAUGCCUUGACCUCCCAGAUUUACGUAUUCCAGAGGGGGUGCAAAGGGUCAUGAAGAUAGCAACUGCCCUGUGGCCCUCUGUGGGUCAGAUUGGGUAGAGGAUGUCCACAAGCUGAGAGCUCUUGCUGGCUGUGGUGGAACAGAACAGACAACAUGGGAACAGUCCUGGGAGGGGGAGGCUGGUCCUUGGUGAAAACAGAUUUCCCUCCUUGUCAUCCUGAAGCACAAAACCUGAGAGCUGGAGUCCGUGCUUUAUUAAAUGUCUUAACUGGCCUCAGCA